GUAGAACACACCAUGUUACGGCCGAUUGCUAGUGGUCUUUUGAUACCAUUUCAGGGUCUAUGUUUCCUCGGCUCUCAUCUCAAUUGCUUUUGGGUCUUGGAAUUCUCCUUCAGGCUUCAACCGAAUGAUUACAGCAAGAUUUUGGGAGCAUCAUCAUUGUUACUGGUUUUCUCGUAUGAAGAGGUUCACCUUUUGGGUUGGUCGGCGAUAAGAGGAAGUCUAGAUCCAGCUAUUGUAUUGUGUUGCCACUUUUACGCUAGUGGUGUGUUUUGGACUCUCGUAUAUGGUUACUAUAUACGCACAUCAGGAUAAGGAAGACGAUCUGAAAGUGGGUGUUAAAUCUACAGCAUUGAGAUUUGGGGAUUCGACAAAGCUAUGGAUCUGUGGGUUUGGAAUUGCAUGCAUGAGCAGCCUUGCUGUCAGCGGAUUUCAUGCUGAUCUUGGUUGGCCAUUUUAUACUAGUUUAGUAGCAGCAUCCGGACAAUUAGCUUGGCAGAUUCAGACAGUCGACCUAUCCUAUCCAGUCGAGCUGAUUGUAACAGGAAAUUUGUGUCGAACAAAUUAAAUGGUUUGGCGCUAUCAUCUUCUGCGGGGUUUUAUUCAAUCGGCAGACUCCUGCAGUAGUGAUAAGUAACACAGCGCGCGUGAUACAUGUUAGUAUAACUCGGGAGCAUUAAUAUAAUUCUGGCACAUCAUCACCGUGCAUGUG
Molecule: messenger RNA, 709 nt
Organism: Linum tenue
Lineage: Eukaryota; Viridiplantae; Streptophyta; Magnoliopsida; Malpighiales; Linaceae
Source: the annotation of a GenBank genome assembly